UCCCACAGCGGGUCGUGGAAAUCUGCUGACUGAGCACAACCUUUUCUGUUGGCGUUCUUAUGCGAGCACAAAUUCAGCAAGUGUUGUCUUUACAAGAACCUUUGCAGCAGGACGGACGCGCACAGGAGGAGCUGUCUUCUCUUGCGGAUUGCGCACAUUUGGUGUCGAGGAUGCGCUGACAUGUGAGACCUUCAACGUCGGCAAUUUAAGUUAAAAUCUACCAAGCCUCUUCGCUUCCUCUGCAGCCAUGGGUCCAUUUGCAUCUGCAGGGACCCUCUUGUCCGUCUUCCUCAUUAGCAGGUUGUUAGAGAACACCAUGCUCAAUGCAGAAGUGAAGGAAGGAGAAAUUUUGCCUCCAACCAUUCAGAAGUUGAUGAAAGGAUACAACAAGUACCUGAGGCCCUUUUUUGAGAAUGGUCCUGUUACCGUUGGUAUGAGCUUGGACAUUGCCAGCAUUGAUACCAUUUCAGAGAUCAACAUGGACUACACAGCCACCAUAUUCCUCCGGCAGCGCUGGACAGAUGAGCGUUUGGUUUUUGAAGGCAACAAGAGUCUGAGCCUCGACGGACGGCUCGUGGAGCUCCUCUGGGUACCCGACACCUUCAUUGUGGACUCCAAGAAGUCUUUUCUUCAUGACAUCACCGUGGAAAAUAGACUGAUUCGCAUCUUUCCAAAUGGAACCGUCCUUUACGCACUGAGGAUUACCACCACUGUGGCCUGUAACAUGGAUCUGACAAAGUACCCCAUGGACAAGCAGACCUGCACACUCCAACUGGAGAGCUGGGGUUACAAUAUCAACGAUGUCAUGUUCUACUGGACCAGAGGGAAUGAGUCUGUCAGCGGCCUAGACACUCUGCAGCUGGCUCAGUACACAGUGGAGGACCACUACACCUCUGUGUCAGAGGCCAUCUAUGAAACUGGUCACUACCCAAAGCUGGUAUUCCACUUUGAACUAAAGAGGAGCAUCCUGUACUUCAUCCUGGAGACAUAUGUCCCUUCAAGCCUGCUGGUGGUCCUUUCAUGGGUCUCCUUCUGGAUAUCCCUGUCCUCUGUUCCAGCCCGGAUUUGUAUAGGAGUGACCACAGUGUUGACCAUGACCACUCUGAUGAUGGGGGCCCGCACUUCGCUGCCCAACGCCAACUGCUUCAUCAAAGCUAUUGAUGUGUACUUGGGAAUCUGCUUCAGUUUUAUCUUUGGGGCCCUCAUAGAGUACGCUGUAGCCCACUUCUGCACCCUCACUUACAGUGACACGCACAUGCUCAUGUAUGGCCAUCAAAUGCACAGCCUGGAUGACGACAUGAACGGCAUCGUCACCACCAUCUCCACGCAUCGCACCAACAGACGCAAGGAGCCCGACACAAGUCCUGCCCCUGCUCCCGCCUCCACCGAAUUGGCCGUCAGCCCGUCAAGCCCGACAGGCAGCGAGCCCAAACCCGAAGUGUCGCCCCCAGAACCCACCCACUGGUGCUUCACAGUUUUGGCCACCCUUCGAAAAGUCCUUAGUUUCAUAAGCUGCUGUCAUAUAAAGAACCCACAUCACAUAGACAACUAUUCCAGAGUCACCUUUCCAUUGUCUUUUGUUAUGGUUAACCUUCUCUACUGGACAUAUUAUCUGUACUUUUAGCAUCUAUACCAGUAUUCCUUUGAUCUUAAAUAUCUCUGUGUUUAUGUUUGGGUUUAUGAGAAGGAAAGAGUUAAUGCCUUCAUGGCCUAUGCUACUGUUUUGAUAUGUGAGCACAUACUUGAAGUUUGGUUUCGUAGCUGUUUCAGCCUCCUCAAUGCAAACUGGUGAGGUUUCAUAAACUCAGAAAUUCUUCCAAGGAUAUGCAUAUUUAUCACCGUAGCACAAUUAUUGCAAUUAUGUCUCUGCUCAGGUUAGCGGAUAACACGGAGAAGAUAGUAAUUUAUGACUUGAUGGCCAAAAUGUCCUGCGGCGCUGAGUGAGGACAAAUGGUCGUUUUUCUUUUAGUCUCGCUUGUGAUGGAUUGAUACGGUAUUAAUUUUCUCUCUCUGCCUUGGAGUGAAAUAGGAACACAUGCCGAGUCAGUGAGUGGAAAAAGAGGAGUAAUGGUGGAUUUCACUGAUGAUGGAAGCGUUUGAAAAACUAUAAAACCUUGUUGUUUUCUGACUUCUUCUAUGAAAGCCAAUAGUAUACAAUAUUUUAUAAAAAUUCCCUGAUAUUGUUUGCGCCCCCGCGACCCCAAAAGGGAAUAAGUGGUAGAAAAUGGAUGGAUGGAUGUUCAUAACAUAUAUCAAGUAUAUUAUUUCAUAAUAUUAUUGUUGAAAUGAAAUUAUGGUAUAUAAUUGAGACAAUGGUGAAAGCACUGAUCAUCUCUUCUGCAUGGAUCGCUAAAUUAAAAGUAACGUCAUAUUUAAUACCUUUUAGCUGCUGUGAAAAUUCCAAGCAGUUCAUCAUCAGAUUUCUGCUUACAAGAUACACAAAUGUAAUACUUUGUAUACUUCUUACAAAUUCUUCUGAUCUGUGGCUGCUUUUUUGUUCUUGGAAUAUUUCCAUUGGAGUCAUAUUGGUAACGUACUCACUUGUAAAUGCUAUUCCGUACGUAACAGUUUUAUGUAUCUCAAAGUGAUCGCUAGUAUUGUUUUUACAGAAACUAUAUUGCUGCUUGACUUCUUUUUAAAUAUUUGAAUUAUUUCAUGUGAUGUAAUUGAGGAUGUUUUUUUGUAACAAACAUUUUGGUCAUUUUAUGUUCUGUGUAACUUGUAUCAACAAAUCAUUUCCAUUAUUCCAUUGUUUUUAUUAUUUGCAAGGAUGUUUGCCUCAAACUCCCAAAUUACUAUUUUGGGGGAUUUUGGUUCACAUUAAGUCCCUUUCAAACCAAAUAGUCUCUUAAAAGAAAAUAUCUAAGAAAGAAAACAGAUGCAGUGUAGCAAUAUAUUAAUUUGAAGGACAUAUAAAGACAUGUUUAGAGUGAUACAUGAACCAAACUUAGCUGAGUAUUGAAUGAGAACUGCCACUUUAAAGGGGAACUGCACUUUUUAUUUUUUAUGUUUGUCAUUAGUAACAAUCUUUGUGUGAGGCAAAAACCCACACGCGCUUUUCUGUGAAUUCUAUAUAGUGAAAAACUGCUAGUAAGAGGCAGCUAACAAUGCGAGUAAUGUGGAUGUGAUCUAUUCCAUCUAUAAAGCCCUCUAGAACCAUCCAACACAGUUUUAUUUACAUGCUAUGAGCAUGUAUGAAAUAAUAGCGAGCACAUUCAUGAUAACAUGUUAUCAUUUACAGCACUUUGGUUUGCAACUUCUUUCCUGGGCGCAUAGUUAGGAACACUUCCGUUGCUCUGUGAAACCGCAACAUAGAAAGCACUUUGAGUGUUUGCUACCGCUUUGCGAGAGCCAUCCUGCAUUAUCACGUAGCCCUAUUGUUAAAUAGUUCAAAUGAAAAGUUCAAACAGUGACUUACGUUGUCCGCCCUUACAGGGAGGCGGACUGAUAGGAUUUUGUAUUGUUCAGCACUUUUUCUGUUCUUGAACUGCUAAUUUAAAUUUUCCUGAAGAAACUCUUUUGAAGGAAUCAAUAAAGUAAUAUCUAUCUAUCGAAAUUCAGAAUAAACCUCAACAAAUAAAACUAAUUCCUGGAGAUUUUGUGAUGGUCUUAUGCUGUGUUCCAUUCUAAUUUACCUGAGUGAACUCUCCUGAAGGAAUCAAUAAAGUACUAUCUAUCUCAGGAGUCACCAACGCGGUGCCCGCGGGCACCAGGUAGCCCAUAAGGACCAGAUGAGUAGCCCGCUGGCCUGUUCUAAAAUAGCUCAAAUAGCAGCACUUACCAGUGAGCUGCCUCUAUUUUUUAAAUUGUAUUUAUGUACUAGCAAACUGGUCUCGCUUUGCUCAACAUUUUUAAUUCUAAGAGAGACAAAUCCAAGAACAUAUUUUAAAGACUUGGUCUUCACUUGUUUAAAUAAAUGCAUUUAUUUCUUAUAACUUUUAGAAAGACAAUUUUAGAGAAAAAAUACAACUUUAAAAAUGAUUUUACGUUUUUUAAACACAGAUACCUUUUUACCUUUUAAAUUCCUUCCUCUACUUUCCUGACAAUUUAAAUCAAUGUUCAAGUAUUUUUUUUUUAUUGUAAAGAAUAAUAAAUACAUUUUGAUUUAAUUCUUCAUUUUAGUUUCUGUUUUUUCGACAAAGAAUAUUUGUGAAAUAUUUAUUCAAACUUACUAUGAUCAAAAUUCAAAAAAAUUAUUCUGGCAAAUCUAGAAAAUCUGUAGAAUCAAAUUUAAAUCUUAUUUCAAAGUCUUUUGAAUUUCUUUUAAAAAAAAUUGUUCUGUAAAAUCUAGAAGAAAUAAUGAUUUGUCUUUGUUAGAAAUAUAUCUUGGUCCAAUUUGUUAUAUAUUAUAACAAAAUGCAGAUUGGAUUUUAACCUAUUUAAAACAUGUCAUCAAAAUUCUAAAAUUAAUCUUAAUCAGGAAAAAUUAUUAAUGAUGUUCCAUAGAUAUAUUUUUUUAUUUUUUCAAAAAGAUUUGAAUUAGCUAGUUUUUCUCUUAAUUUUUUUCGGUUGAAUUUUGAAUUUUAAAUAGUCGAAAUUGAAGAUAAACUGUGUUUCAAAAUUGUAUUUAAAUUUUUUUCCCGUAUUCUCCUCUUUUAAACCGUUCAAUUAAGUGUUUUUUUCAUCAUUUAUUUUCUUCAAAAAACCAUUUCGAAAAAGGAAAAAAAAUGUAUGACGGAAUGACAGACAGAAAUAUCAUUUUUUUUUAUAUAUAUAGAUUUAUUUAAGGUAAAUUGAACAAAUUGGCAAUUCAAACUGGUAUCCCUUCCCAUUAAUCAGUACCCAAGAAGUAGCUCUUGGUUUCAAAAAGGUUGGUGACUCCUGAUCUAUCUAUUUGUUGGGAGAAAAUAGCGCAUCAAGUUGGUAGCAUGUGGAUUUUCCAAGUUGACCAACUUCUUAGCUUGGUGCCGCAACCUUCUACUAUACAGGUGAUAGAGUCAUGAUUUAUAACAGCAUUAACUUUUACUAAGGCAGCAACAGCUCAAGCUCCUUCUUUUUCUUCUUUAUUUCUUGGCGGGUCACUACCAACAUUAUUAGCAGCUCAAGCUAGCUAGUAGUUGGCUACUCGCUAGUGGUCGGAGGAGCAGUGUGAGCAAGGUAAUGUGUCAAUACCGCAGAAAAGUAGUAAGCGCUUACCAUAAAAAUGUUGCUAUAGCUUGGUUAAUACGCUGGUCACAGCAUGUAACUGCAACGUUGUUGGCGGUUUUUGGAGCGGAGUAGAUGAAUUGUUGGUAGCCUCGUACAACCAUUUUUUCAGUAUUUCAAAUACACGAAAAGAGAAAGACAUGUCUUGUCCCACAUAAGGAUUGUGGAUAAAGGCCAAGAUCCCCCCAAAAAAUCUGUUUUCCUUAAACGGGAUGUAGUCUGUUUGCUAUCUUUCAGUGAAGCAGCAUCACUGGCAACUAAUGAUGUGUACCAAAGAUUAGAAGAGUUGUACAUUUUCCGAUGAUCGCAUGUUGUCAGUGAACAUUUCAUACAUCAGACAACAGGACGAAGCUGCUUGUUGAUUUUAUUGUUGCCUCAUUCAGUCUUUUUUAACAUUUACUCAGUGAAAUUACUGAGGUGAUUACUGAGAGCAUAAUUCAUUGCCUUGUGUAAUUAUUUCAUCUGCGUCGUUUCACUGUUUGUAUUGAUGGCGUCAAAACUGACAAACUAUUUCCUUAAUGGUUUCUUCCUGCAUGCUUCUCAAUAUAUAACUUUUGUUUGUGGUUUGUUUGGGUUUUACUAAGAAAGAAAAUAACUAACCCGAUGCUUUGAUUGUCAAUGAUGCCUCUUCUUAGACCAAAAGGUCGGGCUCUUCAGGGUUCUGUUCUAACGUAUACGACUGACGUGUCCUAUGGAAGCAGUGACAAAUUGAACAUGUUACAUAAACGAUUUGAGAAGAAAUCUUCCAGUUAAGUAACGGUUAUAAAAGUAAUUAAUGUUGUAAAAAUACAUGGAAUCUAAAGGCAAAACCUUGAAAAGUGCAUGAUGAAAAGUCACGGACAUAUGAUUCUUCCGACCAUGUCUUAGUAGUUUUGACUUUCAUCAAAAUUGCCAGAAAAAAAAAUCAUCAAAUGUGGACAAUAGAUAAGGUUGGACAUUUUUUUUCAGAGAUGGACUGAACCAUUUUCCUUAUCAUGUUGUAGGACGUGUGGAAAAAAUACCUCAUGUUAUGUUGGCGACCACCUGGGACGUCUUCAUGUGACUUGUAUUAAUAUUGUAGCACAAUAAUGAUUUGGAUAUUGUUCUGCUCAACCUGUACUUGUAAAUAAAUCCUGCUGAUAUGCAUGUUGAUUGUAAAUAAAUGACAGCAAUAAAAUCAUUCAAGUCAGUGGCGUGCGGUCAGGUACAUGGCUGGUGAGGCACUGACAUUUUUGCACAUUAGGAUAACAACAUUGAAGAAAAUAAUCUGCCAAUUCCGAUGAUCCAUGUGUGAGAUCGGAUGAUUCCAAACACAUGUAUUAACUGUAAAUAUUUCACUUUGUUCAUGUUGUGUGCUAUUGACAGGUUUAAAGCGGAACAUUAUCACAAUUUCAGAAGGGUUAAAACCAAUAAAAAACAGUUCCCAGUGGCUUAUUUUAGUUUCGAAGUUUUUUUCUCAAUUUUACCCAUCACGCAAUAUCCUGAAAAACUGCUUCAAAGUGCCUGAUUUUCAGCAUCGCUAUAUCCACCCGUCCAUUUUCCUGUGAGGUCACUUCCUGAUGCCAAUACAAACAAACUUGGCGGAUAGAACAGAAAGAUAUAGCGACAUUAGCUCGGAUUUCAGCGGUUUAAGCGAUUCAACAGAUUACGCAUGUAUUGAAACGGAUGGUGGGAGUGUGGAGGCAGAUAGCGAAAAUUAAAUUGAAGAAGAAACUGAAGCUAUUGAGCCAUAUCACGACAGACAGCGGCAACGAGGACGAAUUCGGCGAUCGCCUUCUAACCAACAAUUGCAUCUUUUGACCACUGGUGCAACUUGAAUCCGUCGAUUGGUAUGUGUUUGUUUGGCAUUAAAUGUGGGUGGAGGGAAAGGAUGGAUGCAAAUAUAGCUACAAAUGAGGCAUAAUGAUGCAAUAUGUACAUACAGAUAGCCUAAAUAGCAUGAUAGCAUCGAUUAGCUUGCAGUCAUGCCGUGACCAAAUAUGUCUGAUUAGCACAUUAUUCAAUAACAUCAACAAAACUCACCUUUCUGAUUUCGUUGAAUUUAUCGUUGGAAAUGUAUCUGCUUUGAGUGUCGCAGGAUAUCCACAUAUCUCUGUGCCAUCUCUGUCGUAGCAACGGUAUCGUCGGCAAGGUGUGCGGAACAAACGAGGGACUUUCGCAUCUUUUGACCACUGGUGCAACUUGAAUCUUUCGAUUGGUAUGUGUUUGUUUGGCAUUAAAUGUGGGUGGAGGGAAAGGCUGGAUGCAAAUAUAGCUACAAAUGAGGCAUAAUGAUGCAAUAUGUACAUACAGCUAGCCUAAAUAGCAUGUUAGCAUUGAUUAGCAUGCCGUGACCAUUGAUAUGUAUGAUUAACACACUCCACAUAAGUCAACUUGAAUCCGUCUCUGUUCGUGUUGUUACACCCUCCGACAACACACGAGGUUCGGAAAACAGUCGAAAAAACGGAAAAUAACAGAGCUGAUUUGACUUGGUGUGUGUAAUGUGUUUGAGAAAAUGGCGGAUUGCUUCCUGUUGUGACGUCACAGGUGAAAGGUCAUUGCUCUGACAGCGAACAAUUGAAAGACGUUUCAAUCGCCAAAUUCACCCUUUUAGAGUUCGGAAAUCAGUUAAAAUAACAUAUGGUCUUUUUUCUGCAACAUCAAGGUAUAUAUUGACACUUACAUAGGUCUGGUGAUUAUGUUCCCCUUUAACAACAUCAACACAAUAUGUAAACUAGUUCCUGUUUCUCUAUCUUUGCCUACA
This is a messenger RNA of Nerophis ophidion (straightnose pipefish), 7867 nucleotides long. RefSeq names its product gamma-aminobutyric acid receptor subunit pi (gene gabrzb). Lineage: Eukaryota; Metazoa; Chordata; Actinopteri; Syngnathiformes; Syngnathidae. Gene Ontology annotation, molecular function: neurotransmitter receptor activity; extracellular ligand-gated monoatomic ion channel activity; GABA-A receptor activity. Gene Ontology annotation, cellular component: synapse; GABA-A receptor complex; membrane. The record is from RefSeq and is a predicted model, not a curated record. Bases 248 to 1624 code for a protein of 458 amino acids. Gene Ontology annotation, biological process: monoatomic ion transmembrane transport; regulation of membrane potential; nervous system process. The transcript is spliced from 10 exons.